CGUUCUCUAGUCGGGCGUCAUUGGGGCGUGGAUGAGGGCAGGACCAGGUGAAUCUCUCCGUUAGUCAAACCCUGAAUCAAACACACAGCAGCCAGACGGAGCAGAUACCUGGAGCUUUACGAAUCGGACCUCACCUGUCUCUGGAGUGGAGACAAAAGCCAAAAUGAUGCCCGAGCCUUUGAGAUCGGCUUUGUCCAUCGGAGGUGUGGAGGACACGUCUCUCGCGGUUCCGUCCGAUCACGAGCUGAGAUCCGCGCAGCAGCGAGUUCUAGAGCAGGUUCACAUCAUCAAGAGGAGCAAGUUCAAAUUCAGCAGCAAUAGCGUGUCCGGACUCCCUUCCCCCACCAGCCCUGAAGGUAACAGUGUGUUUUACGACUUCAAGUUUUCUCCCGGCGCGUCUCUCGGCAGACCCUCGGUCAGCAGAGGAGGAACCAUGACAAAUGGGACUAUGCGAAAUCAAGGCUUUAUUUGGCAGUCCACCAACUCUCAUAGCUCCAGCGGUCAGCAGGUGACCAGUGGCUUGGGCAAGUUAGAUCGCUACUACAGCACUACUAGGACCCUCCCUGCCCAAACCCGGACCAAUAACCAACUGUUCAACUACCAAGCCACCCGCAGCGCUCCAGACCUGGGCUUCAAGUCCAGUGCCAAUGGCGGGACCGCCACGACUAUACGCACCCAAAACACCCGACAGACCUUCAACAGGGUGCCAAACAGUCAACCUGCUCAGGCUCUCGGUAACGGCUCUUCAACCAGAAUGUCUAACAGCAAUCAGGCCAUCAUCAUGCAAUGCGGCAGACGCCCGUCUUCCCUGCUGUCCAACGGAGAGUCCAGGAUGUCCUUGAUCAGGACUGGACAAGUCAAGGAUAUCUCUGGGAUGAACGCAGAGAAGAUUAUGAUGGAUAUGACGAUGCAAGAGGCGAUCGACUAUCUGUUCAGCACGGAUGAGAGCGUCCAGCAGUGUGGAGCCGCUUACAUCCAGCACAGCACCUUCACUGAUGACAAGGCCAAGCAAGAGGUGCUGAUGCUGAAGGGCAUUCCUCCGCUGGUCAACCUGUUGCACAGCCCCAGUCAUCAGGUCCAGGAGGCCAUGGCCGCUGCCCUGAGGAACGCUGUCUUCAAAAACCAGGCCAACAAAGAGGAAGUGCAGCGCUGCGGAGGAAUCACACAGAUUGUGCAGCUGCUCGGAGACACCAGCUCUGAGACACAGAAACACCUGACAGGUCUCCUGUGGAACCUCUCCUCUGUAGAUAAUCUCAAGCCGGAUCUGCUCCGCUUUGCCUUGCCCGCACUCACAGAGAAGGUCAUCGAGCCAUUUUCAGCAAGUUCAGACGACAGCCCCAACACCAGCCUGGCACCAGAGGUCUUCAACAACGCCACGGCAUGCCUUCGCAACCUGAGCUCCUCCAAAGUAGCGAACCGACAAGCCAUGCGCAACAGCAAAGGCCUCAUCGACUCGCUCAUGCGCUACACAGAGAACUGCGUAAAAGAUGGGAUCUUUGACAACCAGUCUUUGGAGAACUGUGUCUGCAUUCUGCACAAUCUCACCUACCAGCUGGAGACCGAGAUGCCGUCUCUCUUCACUAAAAUAAACGCGCUGGCCAGUUAUGCUCGUAAUCGCGCCAGCUCCUCAGACGCCGGUCCGAUCGGCUGCUUCAGCUCCAAGAGCCAUAAACUUCAGCAGGAGAGAAUCUUUGACUAUCCAGUGAUGGAGGACAACAGUCCUAAAGGUGCCGGCUGGCUCUUCCACAACAAAGCCCUGCAGAUGUACCUCAAUCUGUUGAGCUCCAGUGAAAGAAACGCCACACUUGAGGCUAGCUGUGGAGCGCUGCAGAACCUCACAGCCACCGAUGGCUUGGUAUCGAAUGUGUUUAGUUCUACAAUCAUUCAGAGGCUCAAUGGUCUUAAGAGCAUCAGUCCGCUGUUGCAGUCGCCCAAUCCUGCUCUCCAGAACAGCGCAGUCGCUCUGCUCGGGAAUCUGUCCAGAUCCACAAAUACAAACAAAAUCAUGGCUCGACAGACUCUUCCUCAGCUGGUCGAGUUCCUGAACUCCGGGCUCAAGAAGGUCGACACCUCACCCGAAUAUGACAGCACUAUGGCCACAGCUCUUCAUAGCACACACAACCUGAUGAAGGCGGACCCUGAGAUCAGCAAGAGUCUGCUGGACAACAGCCUGAUCAACUCCCUCAACACCACCAGUCUCAAUAUGGGUCUGCCAAAGACCAGCAUUUCAGCAGGAGUUUUUCUUCACUUUCUGUGGUCAGAAAAGAAUAUUCAGAGUUUCCUUAAAAAGAAAGGCCUGAAUAAGAAGAUGUUUUUGUGAAUGACGUCAUCGGCAGCUUUCAGAUCUCUUCAGGUGGUCGACUAAGAGAUGCACUGAGUAUUGCAGAGGAGAUGAGCUUUUAUUUCUUUUGCGCAGUAGAUGUUUUCGUAACAAUGCAAUGACAAAAAUAUGAUUUUUGUUAUUUUUAUAAUUUACAUUUUUCAAGACCAUAGUGUUCUCAUUCAGUUAAGAUGAUUUUAUAUGCCUUUGUUUGUCUUUUAUAAUGUGUUCUAAAAUGCAAAUGGUUGUAUGAGAGUGUUAUAGGUUGUUUGUGCAAGUUUAAGAUAUUAUACUGUAUGAUAUCAAGUUAUAUAUCAGACAAUAUAAAUAUACAUACAUAUGUCAGUCAGUAAUUGAGUAUAAGCUCCUUUGGCUCAUUUUGACA
Molecule: messenger RNA, 2705 nt
Organism: Carassius carassius (crucian carp)
Lineage: Eukaryota; Metazoa; Chordata; Actinopteri; Cypriniformes; Cyprinidae
Product: plakophilin-1-like
Exons: 13
Coding region: 164-2320 (718 amino acids)
Biological process (GO): cell-cell adhesion; cell-cell junction assembly; intermediate filament bundle assembly
Cellular component (GO): cytoplasm; nucleus; plasma membrane
Molecular function (GO): cadherin binding
Source: RefSeq, a predicted model, not a curated record